Neurospora crassa OR74A is the source of this 1452-nucleotide messenger RNA. It is a transcript of the gene trax, whose product is annotated as TRAX. Gene Ontology annotation, molecular function: RNA endonuclease activity; RNA binding; sequence-specific DNA binding. Bases 47 to 1114 code for a protein of 355 amino acids. The record is from RefSeq and is a predicted model, not a curated record. The transcript is spliced from 3 exons. Lineage: Eukaryota; Fungi; Ascomycota; Sordariomycetes; Sordariales; Sordariaceae. Gene Ontology annotation, cellular component: cytoplasm; nucleus.
CUUUUAUCUCGGGGCGUCAUCAUUGUAACAUCGAAUUGUUCCCAUCAUGGAAGGCAAGAUGGACGACGCACCAGCACCAAAGCGCGCCAAGAUCGGCUCCGAAAACACUUCUAAGCCAAUUGACAACUCAACCGGAAACACAAUGUCUGGUUUUAAACGCGACAGACACGGAAACGAAAAGAGGUUCAACAAUGGGCCUCGACCGGCACCCAAGCCGAAGGUGGCCGUCGUAAGAAAUGCGUACACGCCCAUGUUCGAACAACUACGCGAUGAGCUCGACGCCCACCAUGAUCGUCGUGACCGUCUCGGGAAGGUGUCGAGGGACAUUACCGGACUCAGCAAGAAAAUAAUAUUUGCUCUUCAACGAGUCCGCACCAUCAACCCCGAUCUUCCUCCCCAGAUUCAAGCCGAGGUGGACUCCCGCCUCGCCGAAAUCUCCAAGCUCCUGGCCACCAUGGCCCCAGACGUCCAGGGCAUCAACCGUUACCGCUACUCUCGCUCCCUGAUGUGUCUCGAGGAGCUUGCCGAAGCACUCACUUUUGCCCAUUACCUCAAGACCCAAACUCUUCUCAAGCCUGAUGAGCUUUCGGCCUUUGUGGAGGAGCUCACUCGGAAGGGCGCUGUGUCGGAGGACAGAGAUAAGGACAAGGACGAACCGAUGCCAGACGCUGGCAACACUCCAGUACCUACCUCCGGCGAGCAGGAAACAACUGACAACGACAACAAGCUAGCAGAGAAAGAAGAACAGCGGCAAUCAAAGCUAGAGCCACUGACCAUGUCAACAACAGAAGACGACUACUUUUAUGGUGUUUUCGACCUCUCUGGCGAAAUGAUGCGCUUCGCGACCACCAGCACAGCUUUGACCGGGAAGAUGGCCGGUGCCGAAGACGAGCGAACCAUUGUCGAAGAUAUGCACGAGCUUGGUAGCUUCUUCGAGAUGCUGCCGAUGAAGGCCGGUGAUCGGAAACAGUGGGAGAAGAAGCUGGAUGUUAUGCGGCAGUCGGUGAGGAAGGUCGAGAGGCUCGGGUACGACCGGAUGAUUCGGGGCAGUGAGCGACCGCAGGGCUGGGUCCCGGAUCUCACGGCGGAUCAGCCGGGCGACGACGAGGAGUAAUGGAAGAGAAUAAUUACCGUGUUUUAUAAACAGAUGGCCCUACAUUGCGUGGCUUGAUAAUCGCUAUGUUCAAGUAGAUGGGAGGUUUUCGCAUGAAAUAAGGCGGCCCCAUCAAUGGGCUAGUGCCCAAAUGGCUUCACAAGACGUUCUGGGUUUAGCGAGACCAUACCUUGAGCAUGUGCUGCAAGAGCGGGGAUAUUUUGACAUACGUACAGGUUCAGUAAAGCAUAGAGAGCAUUUCGAAGCAAUGUCAGAUGUGAGAAUGAAGGUCUUUCUCGAAGUUUUAUCAUGAAAGCAGACAGGGAACAAAAUGCAAACGUCGACCAUUGAAUACUGAG